Xiphophorus hellerii (green swordtail) is the source of this 5588-nucleotide messenger RNA. RefSeq names its product guanine nucleotide binding protein (G protein), gamma 13b (gene gng13b). NCBI's taxonomy places the organism in Eukaryota, Metazoa, Chordata, Actinopteri, Cyprinodontiformes, Poeciliidae. Gene Ontology annotation, cellular component: heterotrimeric G-protein complex. The record is from RefSeq and is a predicted model, not a curated record. Gene Ontology annotation, biological process: phospholipase C-activating G protein-coupled receptor signaling pathway; sensory perception of taste. Gene Ontology annotation, molecular function: G-protein beta-subunit binding. Bases 488 to 691 code for a protein of 67 amino acids. The transcript has 3 exons.
ACACGCACACACACACGGACUCUCUCAUAUAGGAGGAUCCCGGUAGAGAGCCGGAGAUUGCACAUCCGAGCGAGCACCGAGGCGCACUACUUCUUUAACUUCCUCCCCCUACACUCACACACACACACACACACGCCCACCCACCCCAGCAUCAACAGGAACCUACAAAUAAAAAAAACGGUCCAGCUCCGGCUUCAGCCUCCUCCAGACACUGACACACUGCUCAUCAUCUGUUUCACUCCGGAAAUCCUGCGGAUUUUUCUCCUUUUUUUUUUGUCUACCAUUGUCUUUCUCUCAGCGGAUCAAUUAAGACGCGGUGCUGCACGGGAAAUUUAAAGCGACGGUGUGUUUGUGUGUGUUGGUGUGUGUGUGUGUGGGUGUGUGUGUGGGUGCUGCAGUGUUCACCUGCAUCCCCGGACUUGGAAAGGAGCAACAGCCGCCGCCGGCGCAUCAGUGAGGUAGAACAACCCUAUAUCAAGCUGCAGCCAUGGAUGAGAUGGACCUGCCCCAGAUGAAGAAGGAGGUGGAGAGCCUCAAAUACCAGCUGGCCUUCAAACGAGAGAAAUCCUCCAAAACGGUCACAGAUUUGGUCAAGUGGAUUGAGGACGGCGUUCCUGAGGAUCCCUUUCUAAACCCAGAGCUGAUGAAGAACAACCCAUGGGUGGAGAAAGGCAAAUGCAUCCUCCUCUAGGGAGAAGAAGCAUACAUCCUCCGAGGAUCACCCAUGUCAACAGUAACCCUACAGAUGACCCCUGAAGCCGACCCGGACUGUGAGGGCAGUGGCCGGACAGCGCCCAAUGUGCCCUCACCAUGAAUGUAGUACAGCUGUUACCCCCCACCUCACCCUAGACACACGCACACACAACCACAAGGGCACAGAAACACUCACUGACACUCGCACACAUCAUCGCUCUAAACCUUGUCUGACUCUUUCUCUGCAAGUUUAUUCCUUGCCACGGCAAUCUAGCAUUACUAUGAUAUGAGAGCAACAAUCAUUACUUGUACUACACUGGUUUGUAUGAAUAUACUGUUUGAUUAUUUAUUUAUUCUGCUGCCAAUUGCAAUCUUGUUUUUUUUUAAGUCCCACUUUAACGCGUUAGUGAUGUGUAAUACAAUGUUGAAUCACAUUCUCACUGCCAGACUGACUGUAGGUGGAAGAAAUGUAACACUUUCAAUAUCAUUAAAAACAUCUUCAUAUUUACUUACUUUUAACUCAAAUGAGAGAUUUCCCAAGUAAGAGAUUAGCAAAAGAAAAAAAACUUACUAAAACAGAGAGUUCACCAAUAAUAAUGUUUAACAGUGAGUAAGUAACUCUUUCAGUGUAAUUGACAUAGAUUGACAUAAAAUACUGACGUUAAGAAUAGCAGAGAAAGAUUUUGUAAAUCAUAACAGCUUAGUUACGUUAUCUGUUAGCAAACAGUUCAAUUUAGGUUCAAUCCAUGCUAACAAAAUAGUCUGUAGAAUGGAGCAUGCAAGUGGAGAUGUUGAAUGACCCGUUUUAAAGUUUGGGGGGGAAAAAAAGUAUUUUUGAAAAUUCUUGAUGAACUGGUAGCCCACUUUGUGCAGAUUGCUUUCCAAGCAAGACCAACAAAUUAGCCAUUAUCAUGGGUUUUUAUGAUCUUCUUCAGUUUGUUUUCCCUCUGCCACCAUAAAAUUCAAUUGCAAGCUAGGAAUUGAAACCAUGAGCUAUCUGCAUGCUAGCCCUACAUUAGGCGUAAUGUUAGUCCUUUAAAAUAACUGACAUCUAUUAAUACGGUAUUGGUAAUUAAACUUUUCACUAGAGUUGUAAAAUUUGUUUGGUUAAUUGUUUUUGAGACACUCUUGUUAUCUUUGAGACUGAUGGACGUUAGCAACAUUAUGUUUUGCUUUUUGAGAUCUUCUAGCCUACUUCAUGUUGCCAGAAAGGCACUACUUAAGUGAUUUCUUAAUGCUACAGAUCUGGCAGUCAUCACGCCUAGGGCUGAAAUGAAGAAAAAAAAUAUCUACUUCGAAAAAUAUCCAUAGAGGUGCAGUUUGGGUUUUCAGUAUAAAAGCUAACUUAAUAAUUUACUAGCUGUCCAGUCCUUACAAAAUGUAACAGCCAAGCAUACUGAAAUGCAACAAAAUGUCUUAUUAGCAAAGUUAGCGUAGCAUAAACGUGAAAGUCAUUUAGUAUGGCUUGUUUAAACAACAACAACAACAACAACAAAAAAAGAAUGAACAUUUGGACAAGUGAAAUACAAUUUUUUUUAAAACACCCCCCACGAAUUGUAUAAAAAAGUUUUGUCAUAGCAUUAUAUUUAGGCACCUCACAAUACAACAGUAGCCCCUUUGCUGAAGCACACAGAGUAAAUGGUCACCAAAUUAUUCACCUGCCACACUGAGAAACACAAAGAGAGCAAAAGGAGUCAAAACGAUUGGAUAUACAGUAGCUGCCUGGACUGGGGCAGAGGGUGAAUAAUCCACUGCUUUGUACAGGGGCUACAAAACACUUAAACACUUUUACAAUUAUUUAGGCCAAUGAGCUGCCCAACAUUUAUUUCAUAAGCAUAAUGAAAACAUUUGUCUUAGAUGAAAAUAUCAUAUAACAACACAGCGAUCAAUGUAAAUGUAGCUAGUAGCCUGCUGCUUGCUAAGUGUGCUGCUACAGGUCCAAGUAGCUAAUGUUGUCCUGUGGUGUAAAAAUCUGACUUUUGCCCUAUGAGACUGUUCAACAAGAAAUCUCUUAAACAACCACUGUAGUUGUUACACUCUCCUAUUGAAUGUGGCUACUACAGCUGAUUGAAGAAUACCUCCGUGAGUAUACUUAGCGACGUUUGUGCAGACUAUGCUAGCACCCGAGCUGCUUCCGAAACUAGCUUCCUGUUAUGUAUGACUGCUGCCCUGUUCAGAUAAAAAACAACUUCAUUUCAAGGACAAUCAUCAUAUUGAAAUUUAGCUUGAAUGUCAUGGCGUCGGCAGUUCUCCAAGCGCAGUCAUAGCAAAGUGAAACUCUGGGUCUCUGGGGCGGGUUUAGGUUUCUGCUCCCUCUCAUCCUGAACCACAGCCCCUAAAGACCACGCACAACCGCGGAGACCAACGCAGGAAACCUUUCACAUGCAUCCCUCCUCACAUGUAUAGACGGACCCCUUUAACUUAUUAACUUAUUUAUUUAUUUAUUGAAGAGAACUUUCCUUAACCUUAAGCUUUUUUAUAUAGUCGCAACCUUUCCUCUUUAUGUCCUCCUCAAAAAAAUAAAAAAACACAAAUAAAAAAAUAAAAGAAAAUCACAACUACAAAAAAAAGCUCCACCUUGCCAGAUCACCAUCUACGACUGCCUUGUACACAGUUUCCUUAAAACCAGAAUGUAAAUAUGUGGCAUGAGGUUCCGACAUCACUGCUGACCUCAGAGGUGGCCUGUGAGUGCAUGUGACUGCAGUCUUGUGUUUAUGUGUGCAUACUUUCAGAAACAAAUCUGGACAAGAGGCUCCCAUGUGGGCUGCGAAGCGCAAAUGCAGCUGCAUCACACACGGGCGCGCACAUGUGGGGGCUGAACAGAUCAGCAACGACAUACACUCACACACACACACACACACCAAUGCACGCUACUCAGUGAGAAUGUGUACCAAGGGAAGUUUGGCAAGGACAAUGGAGUCUGGACGCGACUUGGGACAGCAGAGCUUCACAUCUUCUAUGUACUGUAUUAAAUCAGAUUCAGUUUGUGUUGCAGCGGCUGCUCACGGGAGUUGUACUCUACUUCCAAUUGAGUUUGAAUUAUAUCUAAACUUUCUUCUUUUUUUUUUUUUUUGCUAUCAAGAGUUGUUAAGUAAGUUUAGUCUACACACGGGCUGUGAAAGCAUGUUUUACAGUCCGAAAAUGUCUUAACCAUAACAGCAAAACUUAAAAAAUACCAGUUGAGUUCAAAGUGACAGCCCUACACAAUGCAAGCAAUGUCAAAACAUAAAGGAAAAAAAAUGCUAUAUUUGUUAUUCCAUGAAAAGUAUCAGAAAAGGAAUGUUUAAGUACUUCAAGGAAUUUCCUUUUCUGUAAAAUGAUCCCUAUGCAAUAAAUGGGCCAACACCAUAGUAUGAGAAACAUUUCCAUACCGUGACACUUACCGCGUUUCUAUCAAUGUUUUUUUUAUUAAUUCUCAUUUGAAAAUAUCUUAUAUGACUGAAACAGCAAAAUUUGAAAUAACUUACUCAAUUUCACAAAAAUGUUUUUACACUCGCUUUUUAUCUUUUUUUUUUUUUUUUACAAAAAAAAGAGACAAUGCCGUAAAGUGAAGACAAAAAAACAUUUGCUGAUGCGUUCUGAUGUAGCGACCUUUCACCUCACUUGACUGAUCAUUGGUUUCUGCUGUCGCCGUUUGCAGUUAUUUCUCCAGACAUCAUGUAACGUCGCAGAAACUGGGUGACAUUACAGAAUGUUUACAACUUGGCCGACAGCAACACAUUCCUGAAAACCUCUCUCUAUUUUUCUGGGACUUGUGGUCCAUGCUAGUUCACGACCUCUACUUCCUGUUUAUUACAACCAUGUGUAGCGUCAAUAUCUAACAAAGUCACGUUUUGCGUAGCCUGGUUGAUUCGCUCCAAACCAAUAGUAAGAAAAAUGCCUAUUUUGCAUUUUCUUUUUUGCGACAUUUUAAAACAUUCACUCAAAAUUCAUAUGAUAAUUGAACGGAAACAUAGCUACUGUCUAUAACUCCUAGAACUAAAUAGACUAACUUUGCAUGGACCUUUGUAAUCUCUUUAACACGUAAUUUUUUUUCAACAGUGAUAUUUGCUUCUUCACCCUUAAAUAAACGCUGCCUCUUUGACGCCAUGUUUUCCCCCACACAAUUAAUGACCUCAGUAGUUGAACUCCAUGCAGCUGUUGUUCAAACGGACCGCUUUCAGUGAAUCUGUUGCAUGGAGCCAGCCGAGUGGCUGUUGGGUCUGUUAGUUUCUACUACUAUACAACACCUGCUAGUAAACAAUUGGUAAAGUGGAAAAGUUUGUGAAUCAGUAGUCCAGUGAAAGCAGUCAUUGGACUAGUGAUUGGAGUAGAAGUGCUAUUACUUUGAACACAACCGAAUCCGCAAACCCCAAUCUCAGCAAAGAUCUAGAACAAUGUUCCUACUAUGGAAGAGCUUCCAUUGACUUUGGAUUUGCUUCUGGGCUUCUUCGUACCGUCCACCUGAGUCCCUCCGAUUAUUGUCUUCAAUUCUGUAAUUUAAAAUAACUUUAACAUUUAAAGGACUGAAACGUGCUUAGUCCUAAUGGGAUCACAUGGAAAAGCACCAAAUUGUCUGGACUAACCCUACAAAAGACGUACAUGAGAGGACUCCUGCCUCUGUCUGUCCCUCGUCUGUUUCACGUCCUGCUUCUGUAGCUUUACGUGUUUGGUUUGUUUUUCGAUGAUCUGAACUUGGAUGUGGAUGUCUAAUAUUACAACAUUACGACUGUAUAAGACCUUGUCUAGAUAUUUAGCAACAUAUUCUAUGUGGGAGUGCUUUGGAAAAAUUAUGCAUCAGAUCAAAAAGUCCUAGUAUAAGAAUGACAAUGAGCAAUAAAUUAUAGACCGUUUUUUUAUUGAAUGUUUUACAAAAACAUUUACCUUACUGAAUAAAGUAGAAGAUUUUUAGACAA